AUGCGCUUCUCUGUGUCCAUGCUGUUUAUCGCCGUCACCGGCCUCACCGCCGGUGUAUCUGCUAUGCCCUCCACGAGGACACACGUCGUCCGCGUUCUCGCGGAGCCACUUUCCGAAGUGCGUCUCCUCUCUGCGCGCCAGAACGGCGACUGCACCUUCGCAGAUGGUAUCACCCCGCCCAUCUUGAACGGCCAGACUGGCUGCGGCGCACUCGGCAACGACGGUUUCGGCGAUUUCGUGUCGUCGCAACUCGUUCACUGCGAUAACGGCGUACCGACCAUCGUGCAGCAGUGCCCUCAGGGCAGCGGCUUCUUCAGCAUCCCCAAGUUCUGCGUCGCAGACUCGGCCGGGCAGAACCCUCAGUGCAAAUAG
Molecule: messenger RNA, 372 nt
Organism: Punctularia strigosozonata HHB-11173 SS5
Lineage: Eukaryota; Fungi; Basidiomycota; Agaricomycetes; Corticiales; Punctulariaceae
Exons: 3
Coding region: 1-372 (123 amino acids)
Source: RefSeq, a predicted model, not a curated record